AUGGCUUUUCUACGUUCACUUCAAGCAGAAGAAAUGGCUAUGACCUCGAAAUCCCACAAGAGGACAAGCUGGGAAAACUUCUUUGCUUAUCUGGGUCCUGAAUUUCUUGUCUCUAUUGCAUAUAUUGACCCUGGAAAUUUUGAGACUGAUUUACAAUCUGGAGCAGAACACAAGUAUGAGAUACUAUGGAUAAUAUUGGUGGCUUCAUGUGCUGCUCUCAUCAUCCAAUCCAUGGCAGCCAACCUUGGGGUGGUCACAGGAAAACAUUUGGCAGAACAUUGCAGAGCUGAGUAUCCUAAAGUGACAAACUUCAUCCUUUGGGUUCUUGCUGAGAUUUCUAUAGUUGCAUGCGACAUUCCUGAAGUGAUUGGAACUGCCUUUGCUCUGAACAUGCUCUUCAAAAUUCCUCUAUGGAUUGGCGUUCUUUUGACCGGAUUUAGUACUUUGAUUCUUCUAGCACUACAACAAUAUGGGGCCACGAAACUUGAAUUCUUGAUUGCUUUUCUUGUACUUACAAUUGUUGCAUGCUUCUUCGUGGAGCUUCACUGUGCGAAGCCUGAUCCAAAAGAAGUCCUGAAAGGAAGGAUGCUUUCUGUUCAAUCCUGUGAUAUUUGUGAUUGUAGAGUUAUUUUGACUGGAAUUGGGUAG
This is a messenger RNA of Humulus lupulus (European hop), 648 nucleotides long. Its product is annotated as metal transporter Nramp6-like. The transcript has 8 exons. Gene Ontology annotation, biological process: metal ion transport. The coding region runs from base 1 to 648 and encodes 215 amino acids. Gene Ontology annotation, cellular component: membrane. Lineage: Eukaryota; Viridiplantae; Streptophyta; Magnoliopsida; Rosales; Cannabaceae. Gene Ontology annotation, molecular function: manganese ion transmembrane transporter activity; cadmium ion transmembrane transporter activity. The record is from RefSeq and is a predicted model, not a curated record.